AACAGAUUUUAUGUUCAGUCAAUCAAUCAAUCAGUAACUCGCCAGUUAUUUCUAUCCUGAAAUAUCUUCAUCGUAGCACUGAUCGUUAGAUAGACAUCGACAAAGCCUUGAUCAUGACGGAUUUCGGCAGCGAGCAACAAAAUCAGUUCCCAGUUCCUGUUGGGAGCUCACCUUCACCAUAUGGUGCACAACAAAACACACAAUUCAAUCCUGAUCAAUCCGAUCCCUCGAGCAUGGAGUAUAAUUGGGAAGAGAAAUUGAACGAAAAAGCCAGAAAGUGGCAGCAAAUGCAGAAUAAACGAUAUGGCGAAAAGCGAAAGUUCGGUUUCGUCGAACACGAAAAGGCUGAUAUGCCACCGGAACACGUCCGAAAGAUCAUCAAGGACCACGGUGAUAUGUCAAGCAAGAAGUUCCGUCAUGACAAACGUAUUUAUCUCGGAGCUUUGAAGUACGUUCCUCACGCUGUAUUGAAGCUUUUGGAGAACAUGCCUAUGCCAUGGGAGCAGGUCCGUGAAGUCCCUAUAUUGUACCAUAUAACUGGCGCUAUUACGUUUGUCAACGAAAUCCCGUGGGUUAUUGAACCUGUAUAUACCGCUCAGUGGGGUUCCAUGUGGAGAAUGAUGAGACGUGAAAAGCGCGACCGACGACACUUCAAGCGUAUGCGUUUCCCACCUUUCGACGAUGAAGAGCCACCGUUGGACUAUGGUGAUAACAUUCUCGAUGUCGAACCUCUCGAAGCUAUUCAAAUGGAUCUAGACGAAGAAGAAGAUACCGCCGUUAUUGAUUGGUUCUAUGACCAUAAGCCCCUGAUAGACACUCCAUUUGUCAACGGACCUUCAUAUCGAAAGUGGCAUUUGAAUCUUCCUAUCAUGUCCAGCCUCCAUCGUAUUGCACGUCAAUUAUUAUCGGAUUUGACAGAUCCAAAUUACUUUUAUCUUUUCGACAAAAAGGCCUUCUUUACCGCCAAAGCUUUGAACAUGGCUAUCCCAGGAGGACCCAAAUUCGAACCACUUUAUCGCGAUCUUGAUACAGCUGAUGAGGACUGGAACGAAUUCAAUGACAUCAACAAGAUUAUCAUUCGUCAACCUAUCCGUACAGAAUACAAGAUUGCCUACCCCUUCCUGUACAACUCCCUACCCAGAAGUGUUCAUUUGUCGUGGUACCACUUCCCUAUCAAUGUAUACAUUCCUUAUGAGGAUCCUGAUCUUCCAGCGUUCUAUUUCGAUCCUGUCAUCAACCCUAUAUCUUCACGCAACGUGCAAUCGGACGGUGCGAGAUUUGAGGAUGAGCUCUUUGGAGAUGAAGAUGAGGAGAGCGAAGAAAUCUUCAGUUUGCCUGAAGAAGUACGACCUUUCUUGGAGGCCACAGAGUUAUUCACCGACCAGACUGCAAGUGCAAUUGGUUUGUACUGGGCACCAACUCCAUUCAAUCAACGAUCAGGUCGAACCCGCCGAGCACAAGACGUUCCUCUUAUCAAGAGUUGGUAUCUUGAACACUGCCCUCCUGGACAACCUGUGAAAGUCCGCGUUUCAUAUCAAAAGCUGCUGAAAUGCUAUGUUCUCAAUGCAUUGAAGGAUCGACCUGAAAAGGCUAAGAACAAGCGUUAUCUCUUCCGACAGCUUAAAGCCACCAAAUUCUUCCAAUCCACUGAGCUCGAUUGGGUUGAAGCUGGUUUGCAAGUCUGUAGACAAGGUUAUAACAUGUUGAAUCUUUUGAUUCAUCGCAAGAAUUUGAACUACCUUCAUUUAGAUUAUAAUUUCAACUUGAAGCCCGUCAAGACUUUGACCACCAAGGAACGAAAGAAGUCUCGAUUCGGAAAUGCUUUCCAUCUUUGCCGUGAAAUUCUACGUCUUACCAAACUCAUUGUCGAUUCACAUGUUCAAUACCGUCUCGGUAACGUUGAUGCAUUCCAGCUUGCUGAUGGUCUGCAAUAUAUCUUUGCUCACGUUGGUCAAUUGACUGGCAUGUAUCGAUACAAAUACAGACUCAUGCGUCAAGUUCGUAUGACCAAGGAUCUCAAGCACGUCUUAUAUUACCGCUUCAACACUGGUCCAGUUGGUAAAGGUCCUGGUGUUGGCUUUUGGGCACCAGGCUGGAGAGUCUGGCUUUUCUUCCUUCGUGGUAUUGUUCCUUUGCUCGAGCGCUGGCUUGGCAACUUGCUUGCACGUCAUUUCGAAGGUCGUCAUUCUAAGGGUAUUGCCAAGACUGUUACCAAACAGCGUGUUGAAUCCCACUACGAUUUGGAACUUCGUGCUGCCGUCAUGCACGAUAUCAUUGAUAUGAUGCCAGAAGGUGUUAAAGGUAACAAGUCCAAGACCAUCCUUCAGCACUUGUCUGAAGCUUGGAGAACCUUCAAGGCCAAUAUCCCAUGGAAAGUACCAGGAAUGCCCACACCUAUCGAAAACAUGAUUUUGAGAUAUGUCAAGGCUAAGGCGGAUUGGUGGACCAGUGUUGCACAUUAUAACCGCGAACGUAUUCGAAGAGGUGCCACUGUUGACAAGACUGUUUGUAAGAAGAAUCUUGGACGUUUGACUCGUCUUUGGUUGAAGGCUGAACAAGAGCGUCAACAUAACUACCUCAAGGAUGGUCCAUAUGUUUCUGCUGAAGAAGCUGUCGCAAUUUACACUGCCACUGUUCACUGGUUGGAGAGCCGUAAAUUCUCUCCUAUUCCAUUCCCACCUCUGUCUUACAAGCACGAUACCAAGUUGUUGAUUUUGGCUCUGGAGCGAUUGAGAGAAGCUUACAGUGUUCAAGGUCGCUUGAAUCAGAAUCAGCGUGAAGAACUUGGUCUCAUUGAACAAGCCUACGACAAUCCUCACGAAGCCUUGUCUCGUAUCAAACGUCUCUUGCUUACCCAAAGAGCAUUCAAGGAAGUCGGCAUCGAAUUUAUGGAUUUGUACUCUCAUCUUGUACCCGUCUAUGAUGUCGAACCCUUGGAAAAGAUUACAGAUGCUUACUUGGAUCAAUACUUGUGGUAUGAGGCUGACAAGCGCCAUCUAUUCCCAGCAUGGAUCAAGCCGUCCGACUCUGAACCACCACCGUUGCUUGUGUACAAGUGGUGUCAAGGUAUCAAUAACCUUACCGAUGUUUGGGAGACGUCUGAGGGUGAAUGCAACGUCAUGAUGGAAACAGUUUUGAGUAAGAUCUAUGAAAAGGUGGAUCUUACACUGCUUGGCCGUUUGCUCCGUCUCAUCUUGGAUCACAAUCUUGCUGAUUACAUGACCGCAAAGAACAACGUCGUAUUGAACUACAAGGAUAUGAACCACGUCAACGCUUAUGGUAUGAUUCGUGGUCUUCAGUUCGCAUCCUUCAUCUUCCAAUACUAUGGUUUGAUUAUGGAUCUUCUUAUCCUUGGCCUUCACCGUGCAAGCGAAAUGGCUGGACCUCCUCAACUUCCAAACGACUUCUUGCAAUUCCGCGAUGUUCAAACCGAAACCAAGCAUCCCAUUAGAUUGUAUUCUAGAUAUAUUGAUCGCAUUCACAUCUUCUUACGCUUCAGUGCCGACGAAAGCCGUGAUCUCAUUCAGCGAUUCUUGACUGAACAUCCUGAUCCCAACUUUGAGAAUGUCGUUGGUUACAAUAACAAGAAGUGCUGGCCCCGCGAUUGCCGUAUGCGAUUGAUGAAGCACGAUGUCAACCUUGGAAGAGCUACUUUCUGGGAUAUCAAGAAUCGAUUGCCACGAUCGCUUACCACCAUUGAAUGGGAGGACAGCUUUGUUAGUGUUUACAGCAAGGAUAACCCGAACCUUCUCUUCGCCAUGUGUGGAUUUGAGGUUCGCAUUCUUCCCAAGAUUCGCAACGUGAAUGAGGAAUUCUCCAUGCGCGACGGUGUCUGGAGUUUGAUCAACGAGCAAUCCAAGGAGCGCACAGCCCAAGCCUUCCUUCGUGUAGAUAGUGAUUCGAUGGAGAAGUUCAAUAAUCGCAUUCGUCAAAUUUUGAUGGCGUCUGGUAGCACAACCUUUACCAAGAUUGCCAAUAAGUACAACACUGCACUUAUUGGUUUGAUGACCUAUUUCAGAGAAGCCGUUGUACAUACUCGUGAACUAUUGGAUCUAUUGGUCAAGUGUGAAAACAAGAUUCAAACCCGUAUCAAGAUUGGUCUCAACUCCAAGAUGCCUUCCAGAUUCCCCCCAACCGUUUUCUACUGUCCAAAGGAAUUGGGUGGUCUUGGUAUGCUGUCUAUGGGUCACGUCUUGAUUCCUCAAUCCGAUCUGCGAUGGUCCAAGCAAACCGACACGGGCAUCACUCAUUUCCGUUCCGGUAUGAGCCACGAUGAAGAUCAACUCAUUCCUAACUUGUUCAGAUACAUCCAACCUUGGGAAUCUGAAUUCAUUGAUUCUCAACGUGUUUGGGCCGAGUAUGCCUUGAAGCGUCAAGAAGCAAAUGCACAGAAUAGACGUUUGACUUUGGAAGAUCUGGAAGACUCAUGGGAUCGUGGUAUUCCAAGAAUCAACACAUUGUUCCAAAAGGACCGACAUACCCUUGCUUACGAUAAGGGUUGGCGUGUGCGUACCGACUUCAAGCAAUAUCAGAUUCUCAAGAACAAUCCUUUCUGGUGGACUCAUCAACGUCAUGAUGGUAAACUUUGGAACUUGAACAACUACCGUACCGAUAUGAUCCAAGCUCUUGGAGGUGUCGAAGGUAUUUUAGAACAUACCUUGUUCAAGGGAACUUAUUUCCCCUCAUGGGAAGGUCUUUUCUGGGAAAGAGCAUCUGGUUUCGAAGAGAGCAUGAAGUACAAAAAGCUUACCAACGCUCAGCGUAGUGGUUUGAAUCAAAUUCCCAAUCGUCGAUUCACACUCUGGUGGAGUCCUACUAUCAAUCGUGCCAAUGUCUACGUCGGUUUCCAAGUCCAAUUAGAUUUGACUGGUAUCUUCAUGCACGGAAAGAUUCCUACUCUCAAGAUUUCUCUCAUUCAAAUCUUCCGUGCGCAUUUGUGGCAGAAGAUUCACGAAAGUGUUGUUAUGGAUCUUUGUCAAGUCUUUGAUCAAGAAUUGGAAGCCCUCCAAAUCGAAACUGUACAGAAGGAAACUAUUCACCCUAGAAAGAGUUACAAGAUGUCCAGCAGUUGUGCUGAUAUUCUUCUGUUUGCUGCUUACAAAUGGCCAGUCUCUCGUCCAUCGCUCAUGAGCGAUACCAAGGAUACCAUGGACGGGCCCACCACAACCAAGUAUUGGGUUGAUGUUCAACUUAGAUGGGGUGAUUUCGAUUCUCACGAUAUCGAACGCUAUACUCGUGCCAAGUUCUUGGAUUACACUACUGACAGCAUGAGUAUCUAUCCAUCACCUACUGGUGUCAUGAUCGGUAUCGAUUUGGCAUAUAAUUUGCAUUCUUGCUAUGGUAAUUACAUUCCUGGUAUGAAGCCAUUGCUUCAGCAGGCCAUGGGCAAGAUCAUGAAGGCCAAUCCGGCCAUGUAUGUCCUUCGUGAGCGUAUCAGAAAGGGUCUUCAGCUUUACUCUUCCGAACCUACUGAGCCUUACCUCUCAUCUUCCAACUACGGUGAAUUGUUCAGUAACCAAAUCAUCUGGUUUGUUGACGAUACCAACGUUUAUCGUGUCACUAUUCACAAGACAUUCGAAGGAAAUUUGACCACCAAGCCUAUCAAUGGUGCCAUUUUCAUUUUCAACCCACGUACUGGACAGCUGUUCUUGAAGAUUAUUCAUACUUCAGUAUGGGCCGGUCAGAAGCGUCUUGGACAGUUGGCCAAGUGGAAGACAGCAGAAGAAGUUGCUGCUUUGAUUCGAUCUCUUCCUGUCGAAGAACAGCCCAAGCAGAUCAUUGUUACCCGAAAGGGUAUGUUGGAUCCCCUUGAAGUUCAUUUGCUCGAUUUCCCCAAUAUCGUCAUCAAGGGCAGUGAAUUGCAACUUCCAUUCCAAGCCUGUCUCAAGAUUGAGAAGUUCGGUGAUCUCAUUUUGAAGGCAAAUGAACCUCAAAUGGUUCUAUUCAACCUUUACGACGACUGGCUCAGAUCCAUUUCAUCUUAUACUGCGUUCUCACGUCUUAUUUUGAUUUUGCGAGCUCUGCAUGUUAACAAUGAAAAGACCAAGAUCAUUUUGCGACCUGACCGUAGCACCAUCACUGAACCACAUCACAUUUGGCCAACGCUGUCAGACGAAGAAUGGAUCAAGGUCGAAGUUGCUUUGAAGGAUCUCAUCCUUGGCGACUAUGGCAAGAAGAACAACGUCAACGUCGCUUCCCUAACCCAAUCUGAAAUCCGUGAUAUCAUUCUUGGUAUGGAGAUCUCUGCUCCAUCGUUGCAACGUCAACAGAUUGCUGAAAUCGAAAAGCAAACAAAGGAACAGUCUCAGCUCACAGCUGUUACUACCAAGACUCACAACGUUCACGGUGAUGAAAUGAUUGUCACUACCACUAGCAACUAUGAGACUCAAACCUUCUCAUCCAAGACUGAGUGGCGUGUUAGAGCUAUCUCUUCCACUAACCUUCAUUUGCGUACAAACCAUAUUUAUGUCAACUCAGAUGAUAUCAAGGAAAAUGCAUACACUUAUGUACUACCCAAGAAUAUUCUCAAGCGCUUCAUCACGAUAGCGGACUUGCGCACACAGAUUGCUGGUUACAUGUAUGGUGUCAGUCCACCGGACGCACCCAAUGUGAAGGAAAUCCGAUGUAUUGUUAUUCCACCACAAUGGGGUACUCAUCAAACGGUUCAUCUGCCUAAUGGUGCUCCUGAACACGAGUACCUUGCUGAUCUAGAACCAUUAGGUUGGAUUCAUACACAACCCCAAGAAUUGAUGAACUUGUCACCACAAGAUGUCUCUACACACGCACGCCUUUUGGCUCAAAAUAAGACUUGGGAUGGUGAAAAGACCAUAACAAUGACUUGCUCGUUCACACCAGGUUCAUGCUCUCUCAGUGCUUACAAACUCACCCCAUCCGGUUUUGAAUGGGGACGAAAUAACAUGGAUACAAGCAACAACCCACAAGGUUACUUGCCUACACAUGCUGAAAAGGUUCAGAUUCUACUUUCUGACAGAUUCCUUGGUUACUUCAUGGUCCCCACCGAUGUUUGGAACUAUAACUUCAUGGGUGCUCAAUUUAAUAACAACAUGAACUACGGUUUGACACUGGAUGUACCUAAAGAGUUCUAUCACGAAUCACAUCGCACAGCUCACUUCAUGAACUUUAGCACGAUGGAAGAAAGUAACAUUGAAGCUGACUUGGAGGACGUGUUCGCAUAAAAUAGUAAUUAGGAAAAAAAAGUUUCUGACAUUCAUUUCUGUAGUAAAUUUCUUUCGCUUUAAAAAAAAUACACUCAUCCCAAGCUAACUUUAUGCUUGGAAGUUUUUCUCAUAUGGCAUGGCUGCUGUGGCUCGA
Umbelopsis ramanniana AG is the source of this 7332-nucleotide messenger RNA. RefSeq lists its product as uncharacterized. Gene Ontology annotation, cellular component: U5 snRNP; catalytic step 2 spliceosome. Lineage: Eukaryota; Fungi; Mucoromycota; Umbelopsidomycetes; Umbelopsidales; Umbelopsidaceae. Gene Ontology annotation, molecular function: U2 snRNA binding; U5 snRNA binding; protein binding. The coding region runs from base 114 to 7196 and encodes 2360 amino acids. The transcript is spliced from 8 exons. The record is from RefSeq and is a predicted model, not a curated record. Gene Ontology annotation, biological process: mRNA splicing, via spliceosome; spliceosomal tri-snRNP complex assembly.